GUAAAUAAGUAAAACCGAAUUGUCUCAAAAUUAUUUUGUAAGCAGUAGUCCCCGCCAAAGACCUAUCUAAGGUUGUUCCGAAAACGGCCUGAAAAUUGAAAAAGCUUGAAUUUUUAUGCAUUCAGAUUUCAUCUAGGGACAGAGUAUACGGCCCAAUUUUAUCAUUUGAAAUGUUGCAUAGACGAGUUCAGAACAUCAGACACCUAUUUGGGAUAAUCUCACGAAAUUAUGUUGCAAAUUUGAGUGGCACAAGUAAGCAUUCUUGUGGUUGGUACUCAACUGGGUUUGUGCCAACUGAGCUUCCACGGAAGCUUAAGAAGUUUGAGAGGAAGCCAUUGGUAAGGAGUUUUAAUGAACUCAAACGUGAGGCUAGAUUGAGGAAGAGAGAAAGGCAGAAGGCCCAUGAAGUUACUUUGCAGCCUCCUGAAAAUGGAUUGGUGAUCAAAGAAUUGAUUCCAGUUGCUCAGAAAGUGUAUGCUGCAAGGUCCAUACUGUUUUCUUGUGUUUCAAAGGUUGUCAAGAGCAUUGCUAUAUAUUCAUGCAGCUUGUGCGGAGAAGUUCAUGUUGGUCAUCCACCACAUAAAAUUAGAACAUGUGAUGUCACCGGUAGCCCUGCAAGCAAAGAGCACGGUUGGAAAAGAGGAGGUAUGGAAAGUGUAUUGCCUCUUGUAGAAUCAUUUCAUCUCUAUGAUCGAAUAGGAAGAGCUGUUUCCCAUAAUGAGCAACUUCUAGUGGAUCGAAUUCCUGCAAUUGUGGAAUUGUGUGUUCAAGCUGGGGUGAAUAUACCUGAGUACCCUACAAGGAGAAGAACCUUUCCUGUGUACAGUGUUGCAGGUAGGAUUAUUGACUUCGAGAGGAGGUUUCCUAAAGGUGAUUUUCCAGGCAAAGAUGUUAACACAUAUGGGUUCUGGGAAAAUAUUUCCAGCAAAGACAAAAUGUCUUUGGACUUGCUUUCUGAAGAUAUUCAUGCUGUCGCUGUUCGAGGCAUGGAGGCUUGGGAGAUUUUGCGUUCCGGAGCAUUAAGACUUAUGGAGAAGUAUGUUGUCCAAACUUGUGGAUAUUGUUCAGAGGUUCAGGUUGGACCUAAAGGCCAUAAAGUGAGAAAUUGUCAAGCUUACAAACACCAGAUGAGGGAUGGGCAGCAUGCAUGGCAGGAGGCAACAGUUGAUGACAUACUUCCUCCAGUGUAUGUGUGGCAUGUUCUAGACCCAAGAGGAGAUAAACCGCUAGAACAUAGUUUGAAGAGAUAUUAUGGUAGGUUACCUGCAGUGGUGGAAACAUUUGCACAAGCUGGUGCACAUGUAAGUGAGAAUUAUGCUAGUUUGAUCAGGGAAGAUAUUGCAGUUCCUGAAGUAGAUGAAGAAAAAUGGGUUGUGUAAGGAUUUCGACUCUAAGCAAGUGCAUUUGUAGAAAUGGGUUGGAAAGAUAUGGGAACCGUCCAACUUUGAUUUCACCUUUGCAGGCUUAAUCAAUAUGGUGUUAUUCAUUUUGAUUGGAAUAUUGUGAAUGAAUUUGAUGACUUACAUAAAUGAUGGAGAUUUUCCUGCUUCUUGAGCCGGUGAAGCAUAGGAUGCAAAUUGUAACAUGCCAUUUUGACAGCUCUGCAUGUGGUUUGCUUUGAGGUUGGGGGUUGAUUUUUUUAUCUGGUACAGUCGAGCUUUCCAUAAUCUCCUCAUGAAAGUGUGUAAACUUUUGCCUCUAUCAUGGAGUUCAAUGGUUUUACAAUUCUUACGUGGCGAUUAUAGCUAUUUAUGUGCACCGAUUGGUGCAUUGGCACAAAUCCAAUCUUUUGGGAAUUGGGAAAGCAAAAGCUCUAUAAUUUGUUUCUUUUUAUAACUUUGGAACUACUUCUUUGCUAUGUAUAUUAUAUAAAGUUUUAUAUAUAAAACUAUUUAUUUUAGA
Molecule: messenger RNA, 1902 nt
Organism: Ziziphus jujuba (common jujube)
Lineage: Eukaryota; Viridiplantae; Streptophyta; Magnoliopsida; Rosales; Rhamnaceae
Product: APO protein 3, mitochondrial
Exons: 5
Coding region: 171-1379 (402 amino acids)
Molecular function (GO): RNA binding
Source: RefSeq, a predicted model, not a curated record